AAUAUAGAAGAAGAUUGCGUUCAACGUUCCUUGUAUGUCCUCCCCGUUGAGUUUGUCCACGCAUCGGUGUUUUGGUCUUUCGUUGGUCAAUAACAUUCUGUGAAGUGCCACAAAAAGUAACUCGCAGGUUUCGGUGAGAAAAUUGUGGUUAGAAAGUCAGUUCUUACCGGAGAAAACCUGAGCUUGUGCCGUCCAUAGCUGCCGUCGACUCCCCUGAGACACUGCGCGUCAAGACACCCGUGGAGACACCCUUCCGACUAUCAGGAACACCUCUCUUGUUCUCUCAAUACUGGAUCUGCCUAUUGCAAGGAACCAUGUUUCGAAAGAAAAUACCCUUUUCACAGAUGGCCUUUGCCGCAGUGCUUGGGGUUGUGGGUGGUUUCUACAUCUACAGACCCUACUAUGACACAACGACAAAGAUCACAACACAGCAGCCAAUCCAGGAUACGGCACAAAAAGACCAAGGAACUGACGGACAUAAAUAACCAUGCUAAGUGCAUUAAGGGACAAAAAUAAACGAAUAUUAAAUUUGCAAUAA
Molecule: messenger RNA, 538 nt
Organism: Nerophis ophidion (straightnose pipefish)
Lineage: Eukaryota; Metazoa; Chordata; Actinopteri; Syngnathiformes; Syngnathidae
Product: protein PIGBOS1
Exons: 3
Coding region: 315-485 (56 amino acids)
Source: RefSeq, a predicted model, not a curated record